GCUCCAGGAGGAGAAGUGCUUCAUGAAGUUCAAGAUGGACGAGCACAACCGCAUCAAGUGCAUAGCUUGGGCGUACCCAGAGCAAGAGCAGAAUGCGCGGCGAUACCAUCGCGUCAUCUUGCAGGACAACACGUUCAACACCAACGUCUACAAGUUCUUCUUGGCACUAAUCGUGGUCGUGGACAUGGAGAACUACACCCAGAUUGCGAUGCAGGCGCUGCUGUCGAACGAGCGGAGUGAAGACUUCAUCUUCCUCAUGGAGACCUUCAAGGAGCUCUGCGGUGGACUGAUGCCACAGGUGGCCUUCACUGACUGUGACCAGGGAGCAAUGGGGGCUAUCGCGGAAGUCUUUCCAGGGGCGUUGAACAAGUUGUGCAUCUGGUACGCAAUGCAGAACAUCCGGAAGCAUGGGAAAGGUCUUGCGGAUGGUGCCCUGCAGUCGGUGCUUCAGAACUUCAAGGCAGCGGCAUUCGCUGCAAGAGUCGAGGAUUUCGUGCGGUACAAAACAGAGCUCCCCCGGCUGUUGCCGCAGGAGAGCGCAAUGCACAAGUACAUGGAAGGAACCAUCUUCGGUGCAGGGCGGGUAGAGAAGUGGGCGUCAUGCGUCCACCCUGGUCUCCACAAGCUCGGCAUCGCCUCCACACAGCGCUGCGAAGCGACUUUCACUGCGCUGAAGCUGGUGGUGACCAGGAACGGGAACAUGGUCGAUCUCAACCGCGCGCUCUUGUCCAAGGUUCAGGAUGACGCCAUCAAGACCCAAAGCCGAAAUAAGGGGGGGGCGGUCACCCGCGUGCCUGUGAGGAAAGUGUCCCCUCAGGAAAGCGUCAAGGCCAGCUUCCUUCGGCACUUUAGCUUCGUCUUCGAAGCAAUGGAGCACGAGAGGUGCAGCAGGCACGCCAAGGAGGAUGUGGAAGAGCAGAUCUUCGCAGCAUUCGGGUACGAGGCCGUGACUGUCGCGACUGGCCAAGAUGCGGUGAGGACCCUGCUCGCGGAGUUGGUGGCAGAUCCGACGAAAGCGAACCUGGCCUACGACAUCUGCUCCGGGGAGUUUAUAGAUCCGGGAGGAGAGGCCGCCGGUCCCGCUCAUGUCACCAUGGCGACCCGAACGUCCGUGGCUCACUUUGCGGAUUUGCUCCACGACCAGAACGUCGAGGAACUGGUGCGCAUCACCAUCUUCAACGCCCAAAGUGAGUUCGGUCACCUCGUUGCCCUUGGACCGGAUGGCUUCUUUCUCUGUACGUGCCUGCGAAUGCUGGUCUACGGGCUGCCGUGCCCACAUUGCAUCAAGGCCUUGGCGCACAUGCGCGGCAACGACAAGGUCUUCAGCUUCAAUGCAGCAUGCAUUUCACCUCGCUGGCGUGACAGCGAGACGUCGUGGACGAUGGCGCACCUGGCCGCUAAGCCUGCCAGGCUAGCGACUGCAGAUGCGGAGCUUGCCGGGCUGCCGGUCAUCGACCCCAACUCGGUCGUCGUUUCCUACUCCAGCGCCACCGUCGCAGCCACCGUCGCAGCAGCCGGGUACGCGGAUGCCGUCUCGUACGGGAAAAAAAUGGGUGGCAAACUGAGAGGCAUCACCUCGUCGGCGGGCAUCCAACGCGUUCUGGAGAGCACGUAUGACUUCUUCUUGCAGCAACUCGAGGUGGAGAAGAGGUCGCAGUGAAACGAGUCAACGAGCCGGGUGUUCUCCGGCACGCGGCAGGGAGAAGCCGGAGGGGCGGGCCCAGGGGGGACGGGAGGACGGGGUGAAAGUUGCUCCACAACAUCUGGGAGCAGGACGGGGCGGAAGGCGGGGCGGGGUGGGAGUGGCUCCACAACAUCUGGGAGCAGGGCGGGGGCGAAGGCUGGGCGGGGUGAGAGUGGCUCCACAACAUCAGGGAGCAGCGCAUGGGGGGUGGUGCGCGGAGACUCGGGUUGUUUGGUGACGGGCAUGGCAAGCCCUCUCGCGGGGGCUCUGGCUGUCCAACCGCCAGCAGCAGCCGCGGGCGCCGUUAUUCGUGCUCAGGAGGCGCAGGUUUGGCCACUUCCUCGAUAACCGGCCAUCUUGCUACCUUGGAGAACCUGCUGCCGCCUGUGCGCCAGAAACAAACGGGGCAGAGCCGUAGGCACAAGUCAAAGUGACCGUAGUGGAUGACUCGCCCCACCAUCAUCAGGGAAAUAUUCGCGCCCCUACCGGUGGCGGGGGUUCGGGGGUUCGUUCACAUUGCCGCCCUCGAGUAUAUUUCGGAUUCCCUAUUUUUACCUUCCUCGGUGGUACCCAG
Molecule: messenger RNA, 2258 nt
Organism: Ectocarpus sp. CCAP 1310/34
Lineage: Eukaryota; Phaeophyceae; Ectocarpales; Ectocarpaceae
Source: the annotation of a GenBank genome assembly